Symbiodinium sp. CCMP2592 is the source of this 363-nucleotide messenger RNA. Lineage: Eukaryota; Dinophyceae; Suessiales; Symbiodiniaceae. The record is from the annotation of a GenBank genome assembly.
AUGAUUGGGAGGAGGAGACAGCCGAUCUCUUGCUGGGAGUUGCUUGUGCUGAAGCAGCUGAGCUGCUCGCGGGGGCAUCCAGGCUCCGCCUCCACUUUUCUGCUGCAGGGAAGCACUUUGAUCACAGCAGAUGAUGUUCGGCAAGCGGCUUUCUUGCGAGAGGGGGAGCCGCCUAGCGAAGCUGAGGCACGGAAGCGCCGCAAAGCGAUCAACGAGCAGCCUUUGCCUGUCGUGGACGACACAGAGUUUCUCAUGCUCAAGCAGGAGAAGCCCAAACCAGCAUCUCGCAUCAGCGCUGAGAGCACCGCGCCUCGUGGAAAGGGCGAAAGUGCUUCGCGUGACGCAUCCGAUUCGGAACUUUGA